AUGCACUACAAUUCGUUUAACUGCAAGCAGAAUAUACUGGAGUAUUACACCUGCCAUGGCGGGGUCAAUCAGCUCGGCGGGGUGUUCGUGAACGGGCGCCCGCUGCCCGAUCUGGUCCGGCAGCGGAUCGUCGAGCUGGCACACAACGGCAUCCGGCCGUGCGACAUUUCGCGCCAGCUGCGCGUCAGCCACGGCUGCGUCUCGAAGAUCCUGUCCAGGUACUACGAAACGGGCAGCUUUAAGGCGGGCGUGAUCGGCGGCUCGAAGCCGAAGGUGGCCACGCCGCCGGUGGUGGAAGCGAUCGCCGCCUACAAGCUCCAGAAUCCGACCAUGUUCGCGUGGGAGAUCCGCGACAAGCUGCUCGCCGACGGCAUCUGCGUGCACGACAACGUGCCGAGCGUAUCCUCCAUCAACCGCAUCGUGCGCAACAAGGCCGCCGAGAAGGCCAAGUACAGCUCGCAGCGAUCGGACAACAGCGGCCUCGACAGUCCCCGCAUCCUAUCCCGCAACAAUCAACAACAGCAGCAGCAACAACAACAGCAACAGAGUCAGCAACAGCAGCAGGAGUGUCUCAAUCAACAGAUGAAGGGCGACCAGGAAGCAGCGAUGAAGUCUCCACAACAGCAACAACAGCAGCAGGUGGUCGAAAACGUCGCCUCUCAAUCGUACAGCAUCAACGGGUUGCUGGGACUGUCGCAAAAGUCGCUGUCCGGGACGAGCUCGAAACGGCGCCGCGUUAAGGACGAUCCUGACCUCAAAGGAAGCAUGCUCAGCUGCAUCAAGCGCGAUAAGGAUGCCAUAGAGAUGUCGGAGAGUAUGCUGCACGAUAGUAUAAAGCAGGUUUCGGGUGGUCCGGGUCAGCCGGAUCAGCAGGACAAACAGCAGCAGCAGCAGCAACAGCAGGGUCAUGAGCAUCUAUUCGUCGGCGGUGUUGAUUUCGUGAGCUCACUGGCGAUGGCACAGGAUGAGAGUCCGGAGCAGCAGCAACAGCAAGGUGGCUUCGGAAGUAUGCGCAGUGGAAGUGGCAGCGCCCGAGGAACAGCCUCGAUGGCCAGCCCGAUCCGGACGCGAGAGAGUGCCCUGUUCCUGCUGGCGGGCAGUGGCGGCGAUAAGGCACACAAGUACCACCGCACGGACGACCCAAUGCCGGCCGGCGUGAUCAUCGAAGACGACAGCAGUGCCCGGAAGCAUCAGCAGCAACAGCAGCAGGCGCAUCAACCUAGCGACGUGAAGGCAACCUACGACAAGAUCAUCGCCGGGGAGUUGGUACAACAGCAGCAGCAGCAGCAGCAGCAGCAAGCGGGUGGCGUGAAGCGCAACCCGGCGACGGAACCGAGCGCGCUGACGCAAUCGAUCGAGUUCCUGAGCGACAUGAACAACAACAUCGCGCAGAACCAGCACCAGAGCUUCACGGCGGCCGCCUCCGCGUACGAGGGCGCGUACGGGGCGGCGGACGCGGGCGAGGCGGCCGUCCAGCUCAAUCCGCACCUGGCCGCCUGCUCGUCCGCCAACUACUCCGCGUUCCUGCAGAACACCACCGACCAGUUCGCGGCGGCCGGCAACCCGGCCGAGCUGAUCUUCCCGACCGCCGCCUACACGCAGUACGCCGCGCCCGGCUACGGCUCGUUCAACUACAACUCGUCCUUCGCCAACAACAGCCUCUGCCGGGACCUCGGCCAGAUUCACUAUCCCGAGGAGCAGUAGUAGUAGCGGCAGCGGGCGGAAGACGACUACACCACAAGAUGAUGAUUUCUUCCGACUUGGCUGGUGGCCCAGGACACAGCCAGACAAAGGCAAGCCUUGGAAGCACCCCCACACCACGCCAAUCGGAAACCCACCACAACAUAACCUCGAAGAGUUCGCCAACAGCCGGUUUCGGAUUCUGUACCGUAUUUUGUUUGUACUGCAUUUCUCCUAUCAUUCCCAUCGCCGCCGAUCAAACCGGGUUCACCGUCCUUCCCGAUCCCCCCGAUCCGAGGAACAAUCUGCUCUCUCCCUCUCUCUGUUUCUUUCCUCAAAACGGGUUUCUUUCGAUUGCCCAGAAAUGGACCUAGUGGUAGGGAAUAAUUUACGCGACUAUUUAAUUCCAAACCGACUGCAUUUAGUAAAGUGCGCCGCAGUGUGAACGGCUUUUCACUUUUUACUUAGGACUUUCCCGUUUUGUGCUUUGCCCUCCCCAGCGGUUCUUUGUUUUCGGCCCCGACUCGACUUAGAAGAACUUUGUACACCCACAUUUGCGCAAAUGUGGCAAUGGAUCUAAAACUUAAAUGGAAACAAAUAAAUUAAAUAAAUGC
Molecule: messenger RNA, 2294 nt
Organism: Anopheles coustani
Lineage: Eukaryota; Metazoa; Arthropoda; Insecta; Diptera; Culicidae
Gene: sv
Exons: 6
Coding region: 1-1704 (567 amino acids)
Biological process (GO): anatomical structure development; regulation of transcription by RNA polymerase II
Molecular function (GO): RNA polymerase II cis-regulatory region sequence-specific DNA binding; DNA-binding transcription factor activity, RNA polymerase II-specific
Source: RefSeq, a predicted model, not a curated record